Argiope bruennichi is the source of this 9198-nucleotide messenger RNA. RefSeq lists its product as uncharacterized. Gene Ontology annotation, cellular component: nucleus; perinuclear region of cytoplasm; cytosol. Bases 31 to 4479 code for a protein of 1482 amino acids. Lineage: Eukaryota; Metazoa; Arthropoda; Arachnida; Araneae; Araneidae. Gene Ontology annotation, biological process: signal transduction. Gene Ontology annotation, molecular function: 3',5'-cyclic-AMP phosphodiesterase activity. The transcript has 14 exons. The record is from RefSeq and is a predicted model, not a curated record.
UCGGCUGAAACACCGGCGAGCACUCACGCGAUGGCACUUAAUCCAAAAAAUGGCGAACCUGAAGAGCCAGCAGCAUCCAAAACCCUCCCCCGACUUAGGAGGAGCGGAUGUGCUGCCACCAGCUAUUUUGAAUCUCCUUUGAGCAGCAUAAUUUCACGAUCAUCUGUUCUGAAUCGAAGCGCAGCCAGAUCCACCCUCGGUGAACAAAAUGCGCCAGCAGAAACAGACAGAUACUACGGUAUAUUGGAUAAUCUGCGAGACAGGAGUCCAAAAAAUGAUGGCAGGAAGGUGUCGUCUGUUGACAUAGCAGACGUAAAGACGACUACGUUUGAUACUCCAAGGCAAGUAACAACCCCCCAAAGAUUUGAUGUCAGUCCACCAGUGGUCAGGUCAAAAAUCUUAUCCUCCACUUUGCCAUCCUCCCAUAAAGUUUCUGGUGAGGGACCCAUGAGAAGCCCGAUGUCCGAUUCGGGGUAUGAGGAAUUCAAAGCGUUACACUCAAAGAUGAUGAACCCCGAAGGUAAAAGUACUCGAUCAUUGAAAAAUUCUCGACAACUCUCUUCUUCAUUGACUACGUUGACUACGGAUUCUCCAGAUAAGAAGUCGCAGCCUGCUAAACGAUAUAGUGCUAUGUUAACCUAUGAUGGUUCUAAAGGGAUGUUGUCAGGUGGAAGCUCUCCUUCUAGAUCUCCAGUGCAGAGCCGAUGGAAUCUAAAACAGUUCUCAAGUCCAGAUCCUACUGUCAAGUCGGCACUCACUUUUGAUUAUCCAAGAGCCGAUUCUGAACCGGAUGAAACUGAAUUAUCCAAAACUCUUGCUGACAGAGGUAGACAGGGUGUCUUUUUGCAGAAUUAUCUGCAUGGAUGUCAAAAAGAAAACAAAAAGAAUUAUGCUUAUGAUAAAGAAAAGCCCAGAUUCCUUUCAGAAUCUGAUAAAACGAAUGACUUGGAGAAAGAAGAUAACAGUGAAGUCAACAAAGCAAUUUUAAAUUCAGAUGCAAUCAAAAUUAAAAGUUUAUAUUCGUCUAGUCCUAAAGAAGAUGGCAGUGAAAUCAACAAAGCUGUUUUAAACUCGAACACAUUCAAAACUAAAAGUUUAUAUUCUUCUAGUCCAAAAGAAGACGAUAGUGAAACCAGCAAAAUGAUUCUAAACUCGAAUGCAGCUAAAACUAAAAGUUUAUAUUCAUCUAGUCCUAAAGAGGACGAUAGUGAAACCAGCAAAACGAUUUUGAACUCAAAUGCAACCAAAACUAAAAGUUUAUAUUCGUCUAGUCCUAAAGACGAUAGCGAUGGUGAAAAUUGGUGGACCAGAAAAGCAGAGAAAGAAUUACAAUUUCGAAAGCCAGAGAUCCAAAGUAAUCGACACUCUUUCGAUAACUACAAACUAGGAAGAAUUUCUCCGACUAAAUCAGAAAGUAAAGGAGAGCCCUCCCCGGGAACAGAUUUCAUAAUGGAAGAUGAUUCCGACAGUUUUAGAUCUAGAGCAUUUACUGCACCAUCUUCUAAAAACAAAAGUGUAUACGAAACUCCUUAUAAAAAUGAUACUUCUACUAAUGAUUGCUUUAAGCCAAGUAAAACCAAUCAAAAAGAGGAAAUUACCAAGAAAGUUAGCGAGGUGUCAUCUCCUGAGCUAUCUCGAACUGAUAAAAGAGUUUCCUUUGUUGAUAUAACUCCUAGUUUUGAAAAAACAGAAGGUAAACGUGAAAAUUCUUUGAAAAGAAAAGACGAACACAGUAUGCCUUAUCAAACACCAAUGCUUGGACAGGUUACUGGAUUAUUUCGAAGAAGCAUUGACACGCCCUACAAUAAAACCAUUAAUGAAUCCCCAGACAAGGAAAUAAAUGAAAGUAUUGAAACCGUUUCUAGAAAUGAUUCUUCUACAACCCAUACAGAUAAUAAACAGUCAAUCUCAAAGGAAGAAAAACUUCUGGUUGCUGAUGAUUCCAGUAACACUUUUGGAAGUAGCAACAACGUUUGGAUUGACAGUGGUCUUAGAACAGAAAGCACGCCUGUCAGAAUUUAUAAAGGAAAAGAUUUAAGCCAAUUUCCUGUGAAAAUGUAUGAAGAAUCAGAAGCCAAUUCUGGAAAUACAAAGGAUUGGCAAUUAGUUUCUAGUACCGAUGGAGAAGUCGGCAGUCCAUCAAGAAAAACAACCGAAUGGGAAAUUUGUGAAAUCCCGAAUGAAAAUGACGAUGAUCUGAUGGACCUCGAAGGGAUGUUAAACAAGUUCGCCAGCAAUCGGAAUGGUUCCACUACAACUGUCCUCAGAGAUAGAUUUUCGGAUGAGUCCAGGUUCGAAACAUUCUCAUCUGCCGAAUGUCAACAGGAGAAAAAGUCAGCCACUUUUGUCUAUUCUAAGAAAGAGAAGAGCAUUCCAGAAUUCCGCUCUUCUCAAGGAGAUCCCGAGCUGUCAUCGAUGGAGAAUCGAAUGGUGGCCUUUAAGAAUUCUCCAAACUUCAGAAAUAGUUUUGAUGAUGACACGGAUUGGAAAUGCACGAUGGAGGGCGACUCCAUUGGCAAAACAUUCACUCGGGACAAGGAUAUCAGGAGUUCUGUGUUCGACAACGAGGUAAACAAAGAGAACCAUGUCUACAGCGAAAUGAACUCUCAAAGUUCUGCCUUCAGAACAGAGAAGAUGCAGAGAUCUAUCAUUUUGAAGCAGAGAUCUUCAACUUCCACUGUGACCAGGAGAAUCAGGAUAGGUCAAAGAACUGUGAAGAAGACUUCUAGAUACACUCGUUUUGACACACAAGAUGAAUCCUUUGAGAAGGAAGCCAGUUCAGGGGGCCUAGUCCUGCAGACGCAACCCCAACGGCGCGAGUCCUUCCUCUACAGACCGGACAACGAGUUCGACCUCUCUCCAGUCUCCCGGCACUCCUCCAUAGGAAGCAGCGAAUAUUGCGAAGACUUAAUUGUUACUCCAUUCGCACAAAUCUUAGCCAGUUUGAAGACUGUCCGAAACAAUUAUGUCUCCCUCACAGAAGCUUCAGAAAGAGCAGGUCGGCGGCUCUCAAAUUCGAACAGCACCACUUCUCCAAAACAGAUCUCAGAUGAAGAGUACGGCAAGCUGGCCAGCGAAACACUGGCCGAACUGGACUGGUGCCUCGACCAGCUGGAAAACAUUCACUCCCAUAGAUCUGUUGGAGACAUGGCGUCUAGCAAAUUCAAACGGAUGCUUAAUCGGGAGUUGAGCAAUUUUUCGGAUUCGAAGUCUGGAAAUCAAGUAUCCGAAUAUAUCUGUAACACCUUCUUAGAUAAACAGACGGAGUUGGACCUCCCCGCCCUCUGCGUGGACGAAGGGAAGGGAGGCAGUCCCCUCUCGCAGAUCUCCGGGGUGAAGAAGCCCCUCUGCCACACCAACAGCCUCACCCAGCUGCCCAAGUAUGGAGUCGAGUCAGAUAACGAAAUGGAACUUGGAAAGCUGUUGGAGGAUACGGGCAAAUGGGGACUCGACGUCUUCAGGUUGGAUACCUUCUCCAAUCAAAGGCCGCUCACCGCCGUCGCUUAUCAGAUAUUCAGGGAGCGAGACCUGCUGAAGACGUUCAAGAUUCCUUCUAAGACGCUCCUCAACUACCUGAUGACACUGGAGGACCACUAUCUGAAGGUGCCCUACCACAACAGGAUACACGCCUGCGAUGUCACGCAGUCCGUGCAUGUUCUGUUGUCCUCACCAGCCCUCGAAAAUGUGUUCACCGAUUUGGAAAUCCUUGCCACUCUGUUUGCAGCAGCAGUACAUGAUGUUGACCAUCCCGGAGUUACCAACCAGUACUUGGUAAACUCCAGUUCUGAGCUGGCCCUCAUGUACAACGACUUGUCUAUCCUGGAGAAUCAUUCGCUCGCCGUCGGUUUCAAACUACUGCAAGACGAGAGCUGCGACAUCUUUCACAAUCUCAAUAAGAAGCAGCGGCAAUCUCUACGCAAAAUGGCCAUUGAUCUGGUGUUGGCGACGGACAUGUCAAAACACAUGUCUUUGCUGGCAGACAUGAAGACGAUGGUGGAAACUAUGAAAGUGGCGGGAUCUGGAGUUCUUCUCCUUGACAACUACACAGAGAGGAUACAGGUGCUACAAAACAUGAUUCACUGCGCCGACUUAAGCAAUCCGACGAAACCUCUGGAGAUCUACAAGACGUGGGUAGAGCUCAUCAUGGAAGAAUUUUUCGAACAGGGUGACCGGGAGAGGGCGGAAGGAUUGGAAAUCAGCCCCAUGUGUGACAGGCACAAUGCCACAAUUGAAAAAUCACAGGUGGGAUUCAUCGAUUACAUUGUGCAUCCUCUUUGGGAGACGUGGGCAGAUCUUGUGCACCCUGAUGCUCAGGAAAUACUGGACACUUUAGAAGAAAACAGGGACUACUAUCAAAAUCUUAUCCCUAUCAGUCCUACUACGAAGGAUGCACCGAAUUCUCAGCUGGCAGCUGCAGCUGAAAAAAUCCAAUUCCACAUCACUUCCGAAGACGAUGACCAGACACAGCCCGACAGCUGAGGAUGGUCAUUGCACCUUCAAAAACAAUUGUCUGUGAAUCGAGCUGCGAAAGGAGACAUUUGGCGACCCCCCUUCCAGCAAUGGCCAAAAGUUUUUGUUUAGCGAUAAACAUGAAACCCAUCGCCUACUGCACCCAUGCAUUGCAAUUAGUGGGCUUUGUAUAGGAAUAGACGAGAUAGUUUAUUUAACAAGAUUUCAUCGAUGUAUCUAGUUUGCAGAUUCUCCAGAGACAAGACUAUAUUUUAUGUCUGAAAUUGGUUGCAGACAUAAAGAGUUAUUUGAAUCGAUCCAAAGAAGGCGGCCAAAGCUACAGGAUCAAUUCAUUUGACAAACUAAUUGUGUUGGAGUCUAGAAAUCUCCUGACUCAUUAUCUACCUGAUCUAACUGAUGAUAUAAUUUGAAUUCAAAUUUCAGAGUUUAGCUACAGUACAAUGGACUUCCUGAUUGUGGAGUGAAAUUCUAGCUGAAUACGACAUAUGAUUGCUUUUCCUCACCAUAUAACGAAUUAUAAACAUCUCUUUUUGAAUUUUGAUCUCCAUAUUUGCUGGAAAUAAUCAUAUGAGCGGUAAUUAAAGCGUUGAAACAUUAUAACAAAAACUAAAACUUUCUUACGAAGCAUUUGAUCCAAAAAUCAAGAAUUUAACCUGAAAUUUCAUUUGAUGGGGAAAGAUAUGUCGUAAGAAAUACAUGAAUAUGGAUAGUCUCUGAAUUCAUCAUCUGAAACACAUAAAACAAACAUGUGUAAAGUAAUGUAUUUCAUUUCAUCGCUUCUCUCAAACGACUUAAAGAUUGUUUUCCCAAAUAGACAUUGCUAUUGGAUCAAUUUGCAAAUUAAUCAGAAAAAUUCAGAAUCAUGGAAUGCUCUUAUAUAUUAUAUAGUUUUAUUUGAAUGAUACAAUUUUAUUCAAAACAUUUUUGUAAACAUUAAUGCAUUUAAAAUAUUAAUGUUAAUUCAAAAAAUUUAUUAUUUUUAACCUUAAGUUCGUACAAGCGUGAAAUUUACUAAUACGAGGUGUGCAAAAAACCGACCCUUGAUUUUAAGAGAGUAAACUUUGACAAAAAAUAGAACGACAUAAACAUUCAUUUUAAUUAUAUAGAUUGGUUCUAAUGAGCUGGCGAAAUAUAUUCACUAUCAGACAGAUUAAGGGAUUUUUGGACAAAGGAUAGGUAUUAUACAGAGAAAGGAUCAAGAAUAAAUAAUGGGAUGAUACGAAAUACGACAAUGUGAAAUUUGAUGAAUUUUUUCCUUCUUCUCAUUAUUGAUACAUUUUUAUUCUUGUGUAGUGAAGGAAUAAAAUGUAGCUGAAUAUUGUAAAUCUUAAUUUACUUCCGUUCUUCUAACUUAUCAAAAUUAUCCCAUCUGAUAUCAUAUGAUUCGCACAUUUUUCACAUCAAGACAGAGCCAAAACAUACCAUUAUUGAGGUUUUUGGCGACUUUGAUUGGAAUUAUAAAAUUUCGAUUUGGCUCAUAGAAGGAUAAUAAGCCAAAAUGUCCCUUUUUUUAUUACAAAUGUGUAUUCCCAAAAUAGUAUUGAGUAACUUCAUCAAUACCUUUCCUAUAUAUGCAUAAAUUUCAAAUUUCAGUUUAAAUGCAAGCUGCUUUUAACCUACCCAGAACAUUGUUAUUUUGCUUCUUUGUAAAAUUCAGGACGAAACAGUUUGAGCGGUAAAUAUAAAUUUCAUUGGUGUUAUUCUCUAGUUAGUGGAAUCACAACUAACUGUUCUGAAGUGAAAUAAGUGAAAAUAUUUUGAACUAGUAGGGUUUUAGACAUAAAUUUUAACAAAAUAUUCAUAUAGCAAUUAAUUGUAUGGUAUCUCGAAAUCAAGGACUGUUUUGAACUAACCCUAAAUAACUCUACUUCUAUAUUUGAAUAUCUUGCCUUCGAAUUACCAUUUUGAUUCGGCAUAUGCGAAAAUUCAUGACCUCGACAUUCUUAAAUUUGGAUAUUAUGAAAAAAUAAUAUGCCAAACGGCAACGGAAUAGUUUUAGAUCACAAUAUUCAAUCAUCACAUUUAAUUUUGAACACCUAAAUAUUUAGCCGGAAUUUUCACUGUAUCACUUAAAUAUUCAAGUACCUACUUAUGAUUCAGAAUGCAAAGGAUAAAGGAUAUAACUUACCGAGAAAACUCGCCUGAAAAUCCAAGUAUGAAAAUUUUUAAGUUUGUUUAAUCUCUUCCUUUAUAAAUAUAAAUGAUAUAUUCAAUAGAAUACUUGUUCUUCUAAAGUAUUUUGCAUUAUUCUAUUGUUUUCAAUUAUAACUUCAAAGAUGAUUCAAUUUUAAUUCAAAAAUACUAUUAUUUGAUGUAAUUUCUGAUUUAUCUAAAAUUGACAAGAGAUUCGAAAGGUUGUUUUGUGCAUCUUUCUGAAUGUUUCUGUGGCAACUUAAUUAUUUUUUGAAUUGAAUCCUUAGAUUGACAUUAAAAGCAUAAUUUUCGCUUGUGAUAUUUGCAUAUUCUAAACCUAUACAUUAUAAAUGAUCUGCAGUCAUAAAAUAUUCAAAAUAGCUUUCUUUCCUUUUCUCACUGAAUUUUAAAUUCUCUUUGUAAUAUUGAAACAGAUUAAAUGAUAGUUUAUUGAUAUUAUUUUCGUAUAAAAAUGUGAUAAAAUCAAUGACAGAAUCAUAAACGGCUACAUUCGAUUAUUUACUUUAGCAUUUUACAGUAUGCUCCAAUGCAACUGGGUAAAAAUGUUUUGCAUUACAUGCAUUUCAGUUUUGGAAAUCAUUUUGAUGAAGAAUUUUCAACAUAUUAUGAGAAUUAUACUAAAGUAAUCUGAUUUCAAUUUUAUUCCUUAACAUGCUUUAUUAAAAUCCGAGUUACAUAUUCCUUUCAAAUUAACCUUUGUACUUGGAUGUCUCCUCUCAGGCAACAUGUAAGAAGGUGUAUCAUUUUGAUGUUUUAUUUAUUUCUUAUUUAACUGUUAAAAAGGCCUACAGAAUAAUAAGAAGAUAUAGAUAAAUUCUUGCAUUAGGUGAAUAAUUAUGCUUCGAAUUAUUUUUUAGAGGGCAAAGGGUUAAAAUUAGAAGAAAGUUAAUUUUGGAAAACUUGAAUUAAGUAGUUGACCAUACACUUUUUUACAUACUUAUAUAAAUUCUGAAUUUUCUAAUUAAAACUGACAACUUAAGUCUCUAUAAACGGUCUUAUUAUCUUAUUCCUGUUAUAAGCUUAUUGAAGGAUGCGAAUUUUUUAAAAAUAAUUUGUAUAAAGACAUUUAAGAAUUGAAAUCGAAUUGAAAUAUUCACUACGAUUGCCUCAUAUGGCGAAACAAAAUUUGAAAAUAAAUGAUGAACCCACUUUAGCAAUAUUUUAUGAUUCGUACUGGGUCAUUUGCUAAAAUAUAAUGUACCACCUGUAUAUUUAAUUAUUCGGUAUUUGAUACAUUUCAUCAGUUCCGAUGAAUCACUUCCUGGGGAUUCAUACGAUUCAUCAGUUCCUGAUGGAUUAAUAAAUAAAUAAUGAACUGCUUGAUACUUUUGUUCUCGAAAUUUUGACUUAUACUCAAAAAUUGUCUCGAAAGUCCAAUUAGUUUUUAAAAAACUGGACUUUUAAAAUUAGCUAAAGAAAAAAAAAAUGUUAAAUCGAAGUUAAGAAAUCAUAAAUGCAGAGAGUAUUAUUUAUGAAAUAGUAUAGCUUCGAGAAGAAUAUUUUUUUAAAAAAAUAAUAUUUGAUAUAAUAGAACAGAAGACAGGCAGUACUUGUUUAACCCUUUCUAGAGCCGUGGGAAGUAUGCUUCCCACCAAAUUUAUCAAUAUAGGUAUGAAAUUUUGUAGGUUGGCAUAAGUUCUGACAAUUUUUUUUUAGAAAGACAGAAAUUUAGAUGCUUCAGUUCUUUAUCUCAAUCAAAAUGAUGCGUCUUGAUUUGUUACUUAAUUAUUAAUUAACCAAAUUAAUUAAUUAAUGAAAUUAAAUUUAUCUAAUAAGCUAAAUGAAUCCCUUUUCUUAUUCUCAUUUCAAGCCUAAAAAUAUUUUAACAUAAUAUGAUUAGAUAAAAAUGGCCCUUUAAAGGGCUAAAUGGAAAAAAGAUUCAGUUCUUAAAUCCUGGUGAAUAAUAUUUUAUCAUUUGUUCUGCUGCAUGAAGAAACAUAUUUUAAACUUUGAAGCUAGGAUUUCACCCCACCAUGAUCGUUAUACGGGAAUUUAAGUAUUCCAAAAUAUUUAACACAAGAGGAAUACAUUUCCACAAUGAGAAAUGCUUCAAAACUUGGAAUCGUUCAUUCUUCCAAGAUGUUCAUGUCUCUAUAUGGCGAUAUAUGUGUUAUAUAUGUGUGCAUGUAAACUACAAUACUCUACCCCUUCCACUAGAGCAAUAACAUAGAUCAUCGCAAUAACUGAUCGUCCAUACUGUGAAAAUGCAAUUAUAUAUUGUUCCUCGUUGCAAAUUUUUUAUGUCUAUUUUUAAUUAAGUACAUUUGCAAACUUUUUUCAUCGUUGACGUUUCAUGAAUCUAGGUUUUUGUGUUUCGUAACAAUUCAAGAGUACGGUAAUGAUUUUUAUGCAUGUAUGUACAUAGAAAAAAAAUGAAUAAUUUAUAUGUUGUUUAUGAACCAAAGACUUGUUUCUUAAUAUAUUUAGACGAUGUAUGAAUAUUAUAUAUUUGUAUAGAAAUGUAUUUUUAAAUAGUUCUAGUCUUACUUUUCCCGCCUUUUUUUUUCUGUAUGCAUGUUUUACAUCGUUCAUUUAUCAGAAUGCAGAAAUAAAACAAUUUAGAACACUUCGUAA